CGGAGGCCUAUAAAAUAUAGGCCUGGUUUGUUUCUCGUGGAAAGCAGAAGAGCUGCUCCUUUGGUAGUUGAUAUAUUCACUCCACUCUUCACUUGUUGUUUCGCUUUUCUCCCCUUCACGAGAAUUACACUGCUUUCUCAUUUAUUAAUUUCUCUAUUAUUGCUCAUAAUCUGUAUUUCAGGCCCGUGAUUGCGAUUACGGAUAUCACAUAAAUUCGCUAGAGAGAGAGUAAUCGAGAGAGAUAGAGAGUGAUCGAGAGAGAUGGCAAGUAGGAAUUUGGAGAAGAUGGCAUCGAUUGAUGCGCAAUUGAGGCUUUUGGCACCCAGAAAGGUGUCAGAAGAUGACAAAUUGGUGGAGUACGAUGCGUUGUUGCUCGAUCGAUUUCUCGAUAUUCUUCAGGAUCUGCAUGGCGAGGACAUUCGCGAAACGGUGCAAGACUGUUAUGAGCUCUCGGCUGAAUAUGAAGGGAGCACUGACCCUCAGAAGUUGGAGGAGCUUGGGAGAAUGCUGACAAGCUUGGAUGCUGGGGAUUCUAUUGUAGUUGCCAAGUGCUUCUCUCACAUGCUUAAUUUGGCCAAUUUGGCUGAAGAGGUUCAGAUAGCUUACAGACGGAGGAUUAAACUGAAGAAGGGUGAUUUGGCAGAUGAAGCCUCUGCAACAACUGAAUCAGAUAUUGAAGAGACAUUUAAGAGGCUUGUGGGUGAGUUGAAGAAGACCCCUGAAGAAGUUUUUGAAUCUUUGAAGAACCAGACUGUGGACUUGGUCCUUACAGCUCAUCCUACACAGUCAGUUCGCAGAUCGUUGCUUCAGAAGCAUGCUAGGAUUCGUGAUUGUUUGGCUCAGUUGUAUGCUAAAGACAUCACUCCUGAUGAUAAGCAGGAGUUGGAUGAGGCCCUCCAGAGAGAGAUACAAGCUGCAUUUCGCACUGAUGAAAUUAGGAGAACUGCACCAACUCCACAAGAUGAGAUGAGAGCAGGAAUGAGCUACUUUCAAGAGACCAUUUGGAAGGGAGUCCCUAAAUUCUUGCGUCGUGUUGACACCGCCUUGAAGAAUAUCGGGAUCAAUGAACGAGUUCCUUAUAAUGCACCCCUUAUUCAGUUUUCUUCUUGGAUGGGUGGUGAUCGUGAUGGAAAUCCUAGAGUGACUCCUGAGGUCACAAGGGAUGUUUGUUUAUUGGCUAGAAUGAUGGCUGCCAAUAUGUACUUUUCCCAGAUAGAGGAUCUUAUGUUUGAGUUAUCAAUGUGGAGGUGCAGUGAUGAACUUUGUGCUCGUGCUGAUGAACUUCAUAGAUCUUCUAAGAGAGAUGCUAAACACUAUAUUGAGUUCUGGAAACAAAUCCCUCCAAAUGAACCUUAUCGUGUUAUUCUUUCUGAUGUGAGGGAUAAACUGUAUCAUACCCGCGAACGUUCUCGUCAAAUCUUAUCAAAUGGGGUCUCUGAUAUUCCUGAAGAAGCAACUUUCACAAAUGUUGAGCAGUUUCUAGAGCCUCUAGAGCUUUGUUACAGAUCACUCUGUUCGUGUGGUGAUCGGCCAAUUGCUGAUGGAAGCCUUCUUGAUUUCUUGCGGCAAGUUUCUACCUUUGGUCUCUCUCUUGUAAGGCUUGAUAUUCGGCAAGAAUCCGACAGGCACACGGAUGUGAUGGAUGCUAUUACAAAGCACCUGGAAAUCGGAUCCUACCGGGAGUGGUCGGAGGAAGGCAGGCAGGAGUGGCUUUUAUCUGAACUCAGCGGAAAACGCCCUCUGUUUGGUCAUGAUCUUCCGAAAACAGAAGAAAUUGCUGAUGUGUUAGACACCUUCCAUGUCAUCUCUGAACUCCCAUCAGACAGCUUCGGUGCCUAUAUUAUUUCAAUGGCAACUGCUCCAUCUGAUGUGCUUGCUGUAGAGCUUCUACAAAGGGAAUGCCAUGUUAAGACUCCACUAAGAGUUGUGCCUUUGUUUGAAAAACUAGCUGACCUUGAGGCUGCACCUGCAGCUAUGACACGAUUAUUCUCAAUUGAUUGGUACAAAGACAGGAUUAAUGGGAAGCAAGAAGUCAUGAUUGGGUACUCAGAUUCAGGCAAGGAUGCUGGCCGCCUCUCUGCAGCUUGGCAACUAUAUAAAGCUCAGGAAGAGCUUAUACAGGUAGCAAAGCAAUUUGGAGUAAAGCUAACAAUGUUUCAUGGUCGUGGAGGCACAGUCGGACGAGGGGGAGGUCCCACACAUCUUGCUAUUCUAUCUCAGCCACCAGAUACAGUUCAUGGAUCGCUACGUGUAACUGUCCAAGGUGAAGUUAUUGAACAAUCUUUUGGUGAGGAGCACUUGUGCUUUAGGACACUCCAAAGAUUCACUGCUGCUACACUGGAGCAUGGAAUGCAUCCUCCUAUAUCACCCAAGCCAGAAUGGCGUGCACUCCUCGAUGAGAUGGCAGUCAUUGCUACAAAGGAGUAUCGAUCCAUUGUUUUUCAGGAGCCCCGAUUUGUGGAGUACUUCCGCCUUGCAACGCCGGAGCUGGAGUAUGGCCGUAUGAAUAUUGGUAGUCGUCCAGCUAAGAGAAAGCCAAGUGGCGGAAUAGAAUCUCUUCGAGCAAUCCCAUGGAUCUUUGCUUGGACACAGACAAGGUUUCAUCUUCCGGUUUGGCUUGGCUUUGGAGCUGCAUUUAAGCAUAUUAUUGAGAAGGAUAUACGAAAUCUUCAAAUGCUCAAGGAGAUGUACAAUGAAUGGCCUUUCUUCCGGGUCACAAUUGAUUUGGUGGAGAUGGUAUUUGCAAAGGGUGACCCGGGCAUUGCAGCAUUGUAUGAUAAGCUCCUAGUUUCAGAAGAGUUGUGGCCUUUUGGGGAGCGACUAAGAGCAAUUUUCGAAGAAUCUAAAAGCUUUCUCCUCCAGAUUGCAGGGCACAAAGAUCUGUUGGAAGGAGAUCCAUAUUUAAAGCAGAGACUCCGUCUUCGUGAUUCAUAUAUCACAACCCUGAAUGUUCUCCAAGCCUACACAUUGAAACGGAUCCGUGACCCCAGUUAUGAUGUGAAGGUGAAGCCACAUCUUUCGAGGGAAAUCACAGAAUCAAGCAAAAAGCCAGCUGCAGAGCUUUUGAAGCUCAAUCCAAUGAGCGAGUACGCCCCUGGACUGGAAGACACCCUUAUCUUAACCAUGAAGGGUAUUGCUGCUGGGAUGCAAAAUACCGGUUAAUUAACGGGUUGUACCGUCUGAUAUCAUAACUUGGUAAUUAUGAACUUAUUGGAGUUAUAAUAUGGCUUCUGAACUUGUCUGAGUUAUAUAAUAUGGCUUCUGAAAUUUAUCGAUUUGUUGCGGGUAUAAUUUUCUA
Molecule: messenger RNA, 3298 nt
Organism: Daucus carota subsp. sativus
Lineage: Eukaryota; Viridiplantae; Streptophyta; Magnoliopsida; Apiales; Apiaceae
Product: phosphoenolpyruvate carboxylase 2
Exons: 10
Coding region: 262-3162 (966 amino acids)
Biological process (GO): carbon fixation; leaf development; tricarboxylic acid cycle
Cellular component (GO): cytosol; apoplast; chloroplast
Molecular function (GO): phosphoenolpyruvate carboxylase activity
Source: RefSeq, a predicted model, not a curated record